CAGCGACCGGUUGACCGAAGGAGAAGAGAUAAUUUUACAGAGAGUUUUCUUUGUUGUGAGCUUCUCAGCUACCGGGGAUUGGUCGGUGAACAUCUUCAGCUUCAAACCUAAGCAAAGCUGCAAUCAGUGUUCAGCACAAGGCAUCGGGCGAACACAGUCUUAGUCCUGCUGGUGCUGCAAGCGAUUUGUUCGGCUUGGUUGUUGGAUAGCUGCAGUCAUGGCAUCAAUCAUGCGCUAUUCUGAUGCGGCUAUAAUUUUGUGUGCCAUGCUACUGAUCGGUUGCACUGCGCAUCCUCUACACAACCAGAGGAGAAUCGAGACAUCUCUGGUUGGGAAUGACACGUUGUCUACUUCCUCAGGCCACACAAUGGCUUACAGUGACAGGACUGGAGAGUCAGUGGAGAACGUUUCUGCAGAGAAUGCUGGUAGUGGCGGCAUAUUUGGUGAUGAUCCUAGCUUGGACGGGGAAAGCAUUCCAGAUUCUGACAAGGUUGAGCACCAUCGUACAGCGCGAUCCAUCAGCAAUGUGCCUGCUGCGACCGAUGCUACAUGGCCAGACGGCAAAGUUCUCUUCAAGUUGGAGGACUACAGCCAUAUAAAGUUGAGCAUUGUCAAGCGCUUCUACAACACAUUUCGGGCUGCCAUCAGACAUAUUGAGGAGCGUUCUUGUGUUCGAUUUUAUCGUCAUGUCAAUGCUGCUGCUCAAGGUAAUACCUACGCGAUUAUACAGCUGCAGCCAAACAGCAUUGACUGCUUUACACCUGUGGGCAAGCAGCAGGGUGUAAUGUAUAUGCACGUUGGAGAACCGUGCUUGACUGAGGUAGGUUAUAUGGUUCAUCAGCUGCUCCACCUCGCUGGCCUAUAUCACAUGCAUCAGAGAUCCGACCGCGAUCAGUACGUGCGUAUUUUCUGGCAGAACAUCUUGCCAGUCGGGAUGCAGUAUUUCUCGAAGUAUUCUACGCCCGAACCUGGUAGCAUUCCAGACAACAUGCGCUAUGACUAUGGAAGUAUCAUGCAUUACGGGAAAAGCACAUACGGCACGAACCAGACUCACGCCAUAACAAUGUUACCACGCCAACAAGGUAUCAAGAUUGGCCAGCGUAAGGCGAUGAGCCAGAUUGAUAUCAACAUACUCAACGCGUUAUACCAGGGUGAGUGUACGUUUGUUAACAAGACACGCUCAGUUCAGAAGUAUAUCCAGUUUGAACAGCGUAUCUCCAUUGCCCUGCCCAACAGACGCUGGUUGCGAUGUGAGAACAGUUGGAGUGGCCUCUGUCAGCGGCGACCAUGUCAACAAUUGCUGCAUCCCAUUGCAUCCAGGUAUGGAAAUUGCAGAGCGUCGGAAUUCUACCUCAGACAGGUGAGUGGUUCAAGCAGUAAUGCCGAGGAGAUCUUGCGUAAUGGAGAUCAGGUAUACCUAAUGGUGAGACAAUCCGUAUUGCCAGCAGGCCAGCAGCCCUUUCCGCUUCAAUGCCGUCGUUCCAGGUACGGUGAGUUUGCAUGCAAACCCGUGGAACAUGGACCGGGUACUGCGUUGAUUGUACAUGCCCUGAAGGCCACCAGUAGCCGAGAGUUGAUCAGUGAGGAAAGUGAAAUUGCCCUUUGCUUCAACUUACACGAUCACUAUUGGUGCUUCUAUUGCCCAAACUUUGACAUUUCGUUGACCCACAACUGUGAACCACGCAUUUGUGACAAUGGGCCCGACAACUGUAUCAUCAACGACCCCGACGCCCCAGUUCUCAUUCCCAUGACAAUCCGUCAGUGGCGCAACCACGAACAUCCCAACGCCGUGCAGUACAAGCGUACCAUCUCACUGCGGCGUGGACACGGACGUUGGUUGGGCGUUCAUCGCUAUUUCCACUGCUCAAACUCUAGCUGCAGUACCGAGCUGACGCCCCAAUGUCUGAGAGGACAGACGAGCAGUACUCCUCCCGUUGCUGGCCAAACAUACUCCUCACAGAUUUGCGACGAGGGCGUUUUCCAAUUUAUGCCAGAGAAUGAUGUCAUGCCAGAUGAUGGUCUUCUCCGAUAUGAAGACACAGUCAGCCUAGUCACAGCUCGAGGUCAGCGAAAGAGUCUUUUGUGUCCCAGUGUCAACGCAUCGUGCUAUUUCGGAUCAUGCCCAAGUAAUGCCAAGCAAUGUGAUGCAUCCACAUUCAUUGUACGCCAGUCUGCCGGUUUUCACCUCACCAAUGAUGAUGGCAAGCCAGUUCCAUCUGAUGACCGUGUAGCUUUGUGCAGAGAGGCCAGCGUUCAGCCACUACAGUAUGAUUUAUGUCUGUCCUGCGGACGCGAUAGCUCCUCCAGUGCUGAAAGACUUCCUUGUAAACUCGUGAGGGCAAAGAAGCAAGACAGAAAUGCCUUUCAUGCCUCGAAUUUCUUCGUCUCGCAGUGGCGGCUUCUAUUAUCCUGAACAAUGAAAAGUGUUAUUUUUCGCUGGCUGAGCGUAGCGAAUGAAACGAAAAAAUUAUUUUUUUGCCAGCAUUUUUACCAUAGUUACGGCACCAGGAUUGCGUCAGCUGAUUUUUUGUCAGUGUUCUAAAACUUUACUCUUCAUCGUGGUCUUUCUCUUUUCGUUGUAUUUUCCCACCCGCCCUUCCCUUUAUUCUCACUUUUGGAUAGGUCCUGCAGGCUACGUUAAUUUCAUUUAUCUGCUGGGGAUAUUCUAACCGGUUUUUCCUCAGGGUUGUGCCUCCGCCGGGGUCCUGGGGUUUUUCCCGCCAGCUUCGGGCUGGUUAAUCAUCCGGCGGCCCCAUUCACCACAGUGGUUCACUUUUUGCAUCAUGUUGGUCAGGUACAUAUGUGUACAUGUAUAUGCGUGAGGUGGCGGCAUGCCCUUCUUCUUGCUCAUGUACACACUACGCUAAGCUCUUCCAUCUUCC
Sycon ciliatum is the source of this 2882-nucleotide messenger RNA. RefSeq lists its product as uncharacterized. Bases 218 to 2413 code for a protein of 731 amino acids. The record is from RefSeq and is a predicted model, not a curated record. Gene Ontology annotation, molecular function: metalloendopeptidase activity; zinc ion binding. NCBI's taxonomy places the organism in Eukaryota, Metazoa, Porifera, Calcarea, Leucosolenida, Sycettidae. Gene Ontology annotation, biological process: proteolysis. The transcript has 4 exons.